UUUUUCAGUCGACAUCACUUCGUGUCGACGUCGACAUCACAUCGACGCAGAAUCGGUACUGACUAAACGUGUUGAGACGACGUCGACAAUUUAUCGAUAAAUUAAUGUAGGAAAUACCAUCUUUGUCAUUUUUGCAUCAGCUGUUUCAUGUUGUUUACAAUUUUUAUUUAAAAGGUUACGUUCUUUAGAUCUGUGUGAUUAUUAUUAUAUUGAAUAUUUUUGCGCAAAAAUGUUCUUUGUUUCCGAUUCAAGCUCAAGCGAUGAAGAAUACAAAAAAGAGCUUACACUAAAAAGGAAAAUUAUUAGGCAGAACUCUGAUAUAUUUAGUUUGCCAGAUAACAGAUUUCAGGACUAUUUUCGACUAAACAAAACUGCAUUUAACUAUGUACUACAAAAAAUUAAGCCGCAAAUGAAAAAUGGAAUCCGGACAACAGCCGUAUCAAAAACUUUAAAAUUGGCAGCGACUUUGCGGUUUUUGGGUCAGGGCUCAUAUCAAACAAGUGUUGGAAACGACUUCCACCUUGGGCUUUCCCAGCCAACAGUUAGUUCAGUCCUGUCUGAAACACUCGACAUUUUAGAAGUAGUCAUAUGUCCUCUAUGGAUCAAAUUUCAUAUGACAGACGCUGAAAAAACAGAAGCCAAGGAGUAUUUUUUCCAAAAAACUGGUUUUCCUGGUGUUAUUGGAUGUGUCGAUGGAAGCCACAUUAAAAUUUUGGCUCCCAACAAACAAGACCAGCAUCUUUACUACAAUCGAAAAGGAUUUUUUAGUUUGAAUGCUAUGAUUAUUUGCGAUCAUAAAAUGCGAAUACGGUAUUUUGAUGCUCGUUAUGCGGGUUCUGGGCAUGACUCUCUAAUUUGGAAUAUUAGCCAAGCGAGAACAAUUCUGAAGGAGCGAUACGAUGCUGGGGAGCGUAGAUGCUGGCUCUUAGGUGAUGCGGGUUAUCCUCUUGAACCAUACAUUAUGACGCCAUAUCGAUCCGCAGCAGAAGGAAGUCCAGAAGCUAUUUACAACAACAAACAUGCCAAAGCUAGAAACAUAGUUGAACGCACUAUUGGAGUGUUAAAAAACCGAUUUCGCUGUUUGCUCGGUGCACGUCAACUUCACUAUACGCCAUCUAAAGCCACGCAAAUCGCUAAUGUAUGUGCAGCACUCAACAACAUUUGCAUCGAGUUUGGUUCACACAUCACAAACGAGGAUGCAGACAUUGCAGAACUAAACGAAGACAAUGUUGACAAUACUGAUGAUGUGGAAAAUAGCAUAAAUAUUGAAGCUUCGCAAAUUAGAGAACAAAUAAAAAACAGUUUUGUGUAAUUUCAGUUCAUUCUUUUUUUAUAAAAUAAAUGGAAUUCAGUCU
Messenger RNA from Rhagoletis pomonella (apple maggot), 1355 nucleotides. RefSeq names its product putative nuclease HARBI1. The transcript is spliced from 4 exons. Lineage: Eukaryota; Metazoa; Arthropoda; Insecta; Diptera; Tephritidae. The coding region runs from base 230 to 1312 and encodes 360 amino acids. The record is from RefSeq and is a predicted model, not a curated record.